GCGCCUGUUCAUUCUUGCUUCGUUGUAUUAUAGCUCUGUAGAGUAUAGGGAAAUGGCCAGGACCAAGCAGACCGCUCGCAAGUCUACUGGAGGGAAAGCUCCCCGAAAGCAGCUGGCAACCAAAGCCGCCCGGAAGAGCGCCCCAGCUACCGGAGGUGUGAAGAAGCCUCACCGUUACCGUCCAGGGACUGUUGCCCUUCGAGAGAUCCGCCGCUAUCAGAAGUCAACAGAGCUGCUGAUCCGCAAGCUGCCCUUCCAGCGUCUGGUGCGGGAGAUCGCCCAGGACUUCAAGACCGACCUGCGCUUCCAGAGCUCCGCCGUCAUGGCCCUACAAGAGGCUAGUGAGGCUUAUCUGGUGGGGCUGUUCGAGGACACCAACCUGUGCGCCAUCCACGCCAAGAGGGUGACCAUCAUGCCCAAAGACAUCCAGCUGGCCCGCAGGAUCCGAGGGGAGAGGGCAUAGAUACUCGGCACUCCUAUACACACGCAACAACACAAAGGCUCUUCAGAGCCACCAAAUCUUUCUAUAAACUAGCUGAAGCAUAAGCUACAUAUUGGUGUUUAAUAGGAAGAAUGUUAAAUCCUUUCUCUGCACGGGCUCCUUAUAGUUAGUAGUCACACAGCUCCCGGCCCCUUCCAGCUUGCCGCUGCCCUGACUCCAGUAAGGAGCCUCCUCUAUACUAGUCUGCUAUACACAGACAUCCACACUGUCCAGAUGUAGCUACAGUAAAACUCAACCUAUAGAUCUAGCGCCUAGGCCAGCCGUGGCCAACCUGUGGCUCUUGAGCCGCAUGUGGCUCUUUCGUUAUUCAAAUGUGGCUCCCGACACUCAGUCACCUGACCACAACAGAUCCUGGAAACUGGUACACUCCAACCAGAAACACAGCAGCACUACGGCAACUGAAACCUGGGGAACCAGAUAUUGGGCUGUAGGGACAUAUGAGGGUGUGCUGGAGUGACACAGAAGGAUCCUGGCAGGAGAGAAAUAAUGGGGGAGCUGGCUGGAGUGACACAGGAGGAUCCUGGCAGAAAAGACAUAAUGGGGGAGCUGGCUGGAGUGACACAGGAGGGUGCUGGCAGGAGUGACACAAUGGGGAGCUGGCUGGAGUGACCAAGGAGAAUCCUGGCAGGAGAGACACAAUGGGCAGCUGGCAGGAGUGACAAAGGAGGGUGCUGGCUGGAGUGACACAGAAGGAUCCUGGCAGGAGAGACAUAAUGGGGGAGCUGGCUGGAGUGACACAGGAGGAUCCUGGCAGGAGUGACACAAUGGGGAGCUGGCUGGAGUGACAAAGGAGAAUCCUGGCAGGAGUGACACAAUGGGGAGCUGGCUGGAGUGACAAAGGAGGGUGCUGGCUGGAGUGACACAGAAGGAUCCUGGCAGGAGAGACAUAAUGGGGGAGCUGGCUGGAGUGACACAGGAGGGUGCUGGCAGGAGAGACACAAUGGGGAGCUGACUGGAGUGACAAAGGAGGGUGCUGGCUGGAGUGACACAUUGACACAUAGGGGAGCUGGCUGGAGUGACACAUGGAGUGACACAUGGAGCUGAAGUGUAUUAUGUGAAUAUGGCUUUUUCAAUAUAUUUUAUGUGGAUCUGGAUUUUUUUAAUUAUUUUAUGUGGAAGUGUCUUUUUCAAUGUAUUUUAUGUUGAUUCUGGCUUUAAAAUGUAUUUUAUGUGGAUCUGGCCAUUUCAUUGUAUUUUAUACCAUGGGGUGUGGCCUAGCAGGCACAAGGUCACACCACAUUUUUGCACACACGCCUUCGGCUUGAUGUCGGCUCUUUGACGUACCUAACAAGAUUUAUUGGCUCUUUGUCUCUGACUGGUUGGCCACCCCUGGCCUAGGCUCUCCAGUACUUUAUCUGGGGGCCGAGCUUUUAGCCGUGCCGCUCCGACUCUGAAACUUCCCCGUCUUUCGAAACGAUCUUCUUACACAUCCCUUUACUAUCUCCUGCUCUCAGUAUUGUAUGAAAAGCUUUUCUGUGCUAUAUUAUUUUCAUUCUAUUUAGCCACUUGAGUGGUAUUGGAGGAAGAUCGCUACAUAAAAUAAAUUAUUA
Messenger RNA from Pseudophryne corroboree (corroboree frog), 2052 nucleotides. RefSeq names its product histone H3. Gene Ontology annotation, cellular component: nucleosome. The coding region runs from base 53 to 463 and encodes 136 amino acids. The transcript has a single exon. Lineage: Eukaryota; Metazoa; Chordata; Amphibia; Anura; Myobatrachidae. The record is from RefSeq and is a predicted model, not a curated record. Gene Ontology annotation, molecular function: DNA binding; protein heterodimerization activity; structural constituent of chromatin.